Molecule: messenger RNA, 1260 nt
Organism: Fraxinus pennsylvanica
Lineage: Eukaryota; Viridiplantae; Streptophyta; Magnoliopsida; Lamiales; Oleaceae
Source: the annotation of a GenBank genome assembly
AUGGAGAGUACUUAUCAAGGUGAUUUAGCUGAUGUAGUUCGAGCCAGUGGUGGUGCAAUAGGCAGCAGCAACGCCUCUAUGGAAGCACCAAUCUUGAAAUCUGACUGGCAAUUCCCAAGCAUCGGGAUCGAAGAACCAACCGAUGAUUUUGGCGAUCCAUUUUCCAUCAUGGGAGAUCCUCUUCUUCAUCAUAUUGAUACCCCUCCAGUACCCGUGUCUGGUUUCUUAGACACGGGAAGAACGGAAGGGUUAACUGGAGGCGGCCGCGGCGGCGGUGGCGGCGGACGAGGAAGUAACAAUAUUCUUGAUGAUAAUAGAAAAAGGCCUUCUAACAUCUUUUCGAGGAUGCAGAUGUCUCCAAAUUCAAAAUUUUCCUUAUCGCCAUGCGAUUCUCCGAUGGGAUUAAAGGCUGCAGCUCCUUUGUUAGUGUCUAAUGACCGUAGGAUUUCUAAAAAUAGCUUUGAAAGUUGUUUGGUGGAAAGUCCUACUGUGCAGAUCUCGUCUCCGCGAAAUACGGGCAUCAAACGAAGGAAGAGUCAAGCCAAGAAGGUAGUUUGUAUUCCAGCUCCUGCACCUGCAGACAGCAGACCCAGUGGAGAAAUUGUUCCUUCUGAUCUUUGGGCCUGGAGAAAAUAUGGCCAAAAACCCAUUAAAGGAUCCCCUUAUCCAAGGGGUUAUUAUAGAUGCAGCAGUUCAAAAGGUUGUUCCGCAAGGAAACAGGUGGAACGGAGUCGAACCGACCCGAACAUGUUAGUCAUCACCUACACUUCUGAGCACAAUCAUCCAUGGCCAACUCAAAGAAAUGCUCUAGCAGGAUCCACAAGAUCUCAGCCAUCAAAGAACAAUAGUUCAGCUCCAAAGAAUUCAUCAAGUUCUGAUAAUCAAGCUCAAAAGUCUACAAACCGGAAGAAAAUGAUCCAUACAGAAAAUUUAUGCUCACCACCUGUGAAAGAGGAAACGGGUCAAGAUUGUAACAAGAAGUUAGAAAUGUCUGAUGAUAUGGAAUUGAGUGAAGGGUUUCGACAGAUUUAUAAGCCGGCAUUGUCGGCCGAUGACAGCAACCACGGCGAAGACUUCUUCGCAGAAUUGGGCGAAAUCGAGGCUGACCCUUUAGAUCUCUUAUUAACUCGGGGACUUCCUGGAGAAGAAGGUGAAGAACAAAAGGCCAUGAACCCAUUCAGUUUCUUCAAUUGGAGUACUUCAGGAACCAACCACCACCAUAACAGCACCUCAUUUGGAGAAGCUAAGAAGGAUUCAUAG